AUGUCUCGCAAACCAGUGGUCAUCACCGGGUGCAGCGAAGGCGGCAUCGGCGCGGCCCUGACCCUCGAGUUCCACGUCCAGGGGUACCGGGUCUUCGCGACGGCGCGGAACGUGGACAAGAUGCGGCCGCUCGCGGGGAAGGGGAUCGAGACCCCGCCCUUGAACGUGGACUCGGACGAGUCGAUCGCGGUGUGCGCGGCGUCCGUGGCGGAAGCGACGGAGACCGGGACCGGGACCGGGACCGACGAGUCCAAGCUCGAUUGCCUGAUCAACAACGCGGGCGUGCACCACGUGCUCCCGUUCACGGACUCCCGGAUCGACGACCUGCGGCGCGUCGUCAACACCAACGUCGUUGGGACGUUGGCCGUCACCCACGCCUUCGUCCCGCUGCUGAAUAUUUGGCGCGGAGGCUCGUCGACUUGGGCUUGGUUUUUGCCUUGGUUUGGGUGGGAGGGAAUAUUUGAUUCUUCCUUGGCUACCUAAACA
This is a messenger RNA of Daldinia caldariorum, 486 nucleotides long. RefSeq names its product NAD(P)-binding protein. The transcript has 2 exons. The record is from RefSeq and is a predicted model, not a curated record. Gene Ontology annotation, biological process: phosphatidic acid biosynthetic process; triglyceride catabolic process. Lineage: Eukaryota; Fungi; Ascomycota; Sordariomycetes; Xylariales; Hypoxylaceae. Gene Ontology annotation, cellular component: lipid droplet; endoplasmic reticulum. Gene Ontology annotation, molecular function: triacylglycerol lipase activity; acylglycerone-phosphate reductase (NADP+) activity. Bases 1 to 483 code for a protein of 160 amino acids.